UCGGAUAGCCAGAACAAAUCUAAAUUGCGCCCAACCUCGACCUCCUGAGUGAUACCUGUAGGGCAUUGCGUGGAGUCGGUAGGAGCCCAUGUGUAAAAACUCGAAAUGGUGGAGGGCUUGUAGUACCGGAGAAAGGUAGAGUAUACGGCUGCUGGGCAACAAAAAUGAGGAUCCAAUUUGGAUAUCCAAACCUUUUGAGGAUGCCUCGAUCGCACUUUUUUGCCCAGUGUGCCAUCCGGAAUGAACGCAGCAUCAACAUCAUCAAGGCUUGUUGGUUUGUUUGCUUGACUUGUUGGCUCCUGUAAACCACAGACAGAGGAUCUUUCGUUCGCUGGUUGGAUACUGUUUGGUAUCCUUUCCUCUCCUUCCUGUGUUGCUUGCUUGCGUCGACCUUCGCCUUCAUCAUUGGCCACUGUGCAACUGUGGAUUGAUCCAUUGGGAGCUGUUACUACUCUGGAACCUUCAUCCCUUCCUCCACCAAACCUUUACUCUUGUUCCUUGGUUGCUGAAAGCCUCUCACAAUUCAAUUCGUCUUUCAGACCAAGCACACAAGCAACAGCAACCUUAUUGAAGUAGCAAUCAUGAUUCCUCAGGAAACUUUGACCGAGGAAAAUCUCCAGCAGUGGGAUUCUCAUCAUCAGCCUCUGAAAGAUCCACCAGGAUUGGUACGAGAUGACAGCUAUGCUCGCGGCGACGGCUGGUCCCCCACCAACACCACUUCGGAAGACACGGAAGACGAAGAGAUCCACUUGGUGGAAGGAGGUGACGACGAAGAUGAUGGUCUCUUUAUUGGGGCUACUAGCCACGACGAUGAUGACUCCACCAUUGCCUUCAGCGACAUUAUUCUACCCACUGAAGAAGAAGAUCCAUUCCUCCUCGAAUUGGCGGCCGAAGAGGCCGCUCGAGACGAGGAGCUGCAGAAGGUACAAGUCCCGCAAGCCCCCACUUCGGAUGACGCAAUCUUGUCAUCUACUCCUACAGAUUCCCCAACCGAAGCCCCCAAGUUGGUCCGUCGCGAUGAUCAGGAAGAGCCCGAAUCCGUACGAUUCUCGGCCCAUGUCAUUGUGGCACAUGCCCUGGAACGUAAGCGAGCACAAUUGGCCCAGCUCACUCAGGCACAACUCUUGGCGAAAUUGGAACAGCGUCUACGACCUUACAUGCACUUGCCCAAGAGCCUCCCUCCCCUGCGUCGCCGCAAGCGUCCCAACUGUCUCUUUCUCAAUCAUAUGGGAACCCGACGUCCUCCGGCACCCAAGAAACGCAAAAUGGCGGCAGCCUCUGUUGCCAUGAUGAAGCCCCUCAAGAAGCGAGUCACGACAGCACCUACCCCCACUCAUCAGCAAGAAACAGUGGCGGCUGCUGUGACUCCCGAACCAACUCCUAUCACGGCACCUUCCAGUCCACAACGCGUGGUUGCACCGGUGACUGCCCUUCCUUCUUGUGUGGGUUCUCCCAUGUUGCCCAAGUUGCUCACGGAUUCCAUGUGGCAAGAUGACUUGGUGCAAGAUCCUCCGUCUCGAUCCGAGGAACUCUCUGUCGAGCCACCCGUUCCUUUCCAAGCCGAAGAGCCCUUAUUGGCGGCUGAAAAGCCAUCAGAAGCAUCGAUUCCUGACAAGCCAGACACUGUCGACAAACCACCAUCCGCUGCUCUGGAACAACCUUUGGCUGCUGUGGAAAAUGUCAAGUCGUCGUCGAGUCCAAUCAUGAUGAGUACUCCAACAGCCAAGAAACGAGACAGCAGCAAGCCCAAGGUCGUCAAGAAGAGAAAGAGAGCCAGCACGUCCAGAAGCGAAAACAAGGUCAAGAAAACCAAGCCCACACCAGCAAUGAAUGCUUCCGAGAAGGAGCGUGAAGAUGCCAAGAGAAAAGAAGUCUUCAAGGUCAUCAUGGCGAGUAUGACACCAAGUCCUCACUCUCUGCAGGCCAACAAGAACAACAACAAGAGUCAUCCCAUGCUUCGAAACAAGCCACAAAAGGCCGCGGAUCCACCAGGUGAAAAGCCGGCCGCAUCUGUGGUGACACCGAUGACGACAACAAAAAGUCGCAUCAGGCAAGGCGACAACGAGGAAAUGUCUCUAGCAUCCCUUCACGAACCUUUGGAUCCUUCGUUGGAGAACUCGUUUCAAUACGUCCCCUCGAGGCAUCACGAUGAUGUCUUGUCGUCGUUGGCAAAGGGUCACGACGACGAUGACCUCCUCAGCGCGGCUCACAGCAACCACGAAGAAGAAGAUCAUCAUUUGUAUGACUCCCCCAAGAGCGUUGCUCCUCGUCGUGUUAAAGUCAUGUCACCACCAGAGGAGACUCUCCAGCUACAUGACGAUCUUGAUGAAGACCAUGACGAUCACUCGGGUGAACACUGCCUCCCGAGCAACAACAGCACCAAAUUGAAGAAACAGAUCCCUCCUCCUUCCUUUGUGACAUUGGACACUCGGUCGCUCCCACCAAACGGGGGUCGUGGUCCUCGUCGUUUUGUCUCGAUGGCCCAUCGGCCCAUGCUUUUGUCACCAGAAAUGGACGUGGUCGCGCCUUGCGCCAGGUAUGCGGGAUACGACGAUCCCUAUGAGUUGGCUAUUCCGGACCACGACGAUCACAUGUCGCCUUCGUCUCCUCUAGUCGCCCCAAGGAGGGUGAUCCACAUGUCGUCACCUAAGAUGCCCACGAGCACGAGACCCGAUUACCAGUCGUCGGAACUGUAUUACGCCCGUCGAACGUCCCUGCCGUAUGCUUCCCUUUCGAUGGACUACUGGUCACCUACUUCACCCAAACCAAUUGUCACACCUGAUGCAUUUGCCUCUCCAUACCGCCGAACCAAGGUCUUGCACCCGGAAUCGAUGGAUCAUGGCGACAUGAUGAUGAUGAGUUUGGACGUCCCUCCUUGCCCACCCCUGUUGACGGUGCAUCCUCACGACGGCUACCACUCACCGGUAUCCUAUCGUCGCGUGAUUCGUCAAGUCCCAGCACCCGCCCGUCGCAUGAAGACGGAUGACAGCCAUGUUGCAAGGGCUCCCGAGCCACAACAGAAGUCGUCGACCAAGCCAACGCCAAACAAGUCGACGAGCCCCAAGACGAAGAAACGAACAAGAUCCCUCCCAACCAACAAAGGAGCGCCUAAAACAGCGAAACCCAAUACGAAAAGAUGUUCCAAGAAGACCAGCCAGAUGUCAAUUUCUCCGAGUUCGUAGUCGUCAGACGCCAUCCUCCAUCCUCCGACCUCCAUCUCGAUUGCCGUUCUUCCUUUCGCAAAACCCCGGCGGUCUGGCAAGACUACAUGCAUGUGGACCCUCCCGUGGUCGACGGCAAAUCGAAUCUUUGGGGGCCUCCAAAAGAAUUAUCUGCCAUCUAUAACUCCCAUGUCUCAGUCUCUCUUUGUGGCUUCCCCGUCCGUGCACCAGUGCGAUGCCUGGCUGCUUUGCUGUUCGUCUUGUCUCUGGAGGAGUGGCUGCAAGUCUCUCCCAGGGCCAAUGCACAGCAUGUUUUGAGCGCCGGCCCAGCAUUCUAUCAAUCAUCUCUAUUGUUGUAUCAUCUAUCAUCUAAUCUUUCUUAACUUCCAAAGAACUACAUUCCUUUCACAGUUCACACCAUCUGUCGUCUCUUCCUUCUAGACUACUAGCACCGACACAAUAGCUACUAGCUAGCACCCAAUACCGAAUCUUUUUAAUGGGG
Messenger RNA from Seminavis robusta, 3663 nucleotides. NCBI's taxonomy places the organism in Eukaryota, Bacillariophyta, Bacillariophyceae, Naviculales, Naviculaceae. The record is from the annotation of a GenBank genome assembly.